UCUCUCUCUCUCUCCCUCAAUGUAACAUGGUGAAAUCGAAAAAAUUUAGAGGUGUUCGGCAACGCCAUUGGGGCUCUUGGGUUUCGGAGAUUCGUCACCCUUUAUUGAAAAGGAGAGUAUGGCUAGGAACAUUUGAAACAGCUGAAGAAGCAGCAAGAGCAUAUGAUGAAGCAGCCAUUUUAAUGAGUGGAAGAAAUGCAAAAACAAAUUUUCCAGUUUCUGAUAACAAUCCAAUACCAAAUGACAAUAAUAAUAAUAAUAAUAAUAACCAAAAAUUAUUUGCAUCUUCUUCUUCUUCUUCAAAUUCCACUACUACUACUAAUACAUCACUCUCUGCAAUUCUAAGUGCAAAGCUUAGAAAAUGUUGUAAAUCACCUUCACCUUCACUUACUUGUCUAAGGCUUGACACUGAGAAUUCACACUUUGGAGUAUGGCAAAAACGAGCCGGCCCUCGUUCGGACUCGAGUUGGAUCAUGAUGGUUGAAUUGGAAAGGAAGAAGAAAGAACAAGAGGAAGGAGAAAUAGUACCAAAUUCUAAUUCGGAUAUAUUGCCUCCUAUUGUUAAUGAUAAUUCUGAGAAUGUCGUGAAACCUGAAGAGGAGGAAGAAGAUGAAGAAGAAGAAAGAAAUGAUGAUAACAAUGGAUUGGAUGAAGAACAAAGAAUUGCACUUCAAAUGAUUGAAGAACUUCUAAAUCAUUGAAUGAAUGUGUUUAUUUAUUUGUUUAUUUAUUGAGUAUAGUUUCAUAUUUGUUAACGACAAAUAAAAGAUACUGUUGAUUUAGUUCUUAAAAAUUUUAAAAGUCGGUCAAAAUAAUUUCUGAUGGAUAUUAAAAUGUCAUUAUUUUAAAAACGAUUAAUUUGACUGACGUUUGAGAUUUUCGAGGACGAAAUUUGGAAUUUAAAUUUCUUUAGAUGAGGUAGAUGGAUUUGAGUCUUCAUUCAUACAUAUUUAUUUCCAAGUGGGGUUCAUUCAUGAAGUUUUUGGAGUGGCCCAUGUAAAAGUCUAUAUCAAUUAGUCCUUUUCAAUUAGUUUGAUUUGUUUGUUUGUUCAAAAUAGGAUAAAGGGCAGUGUUGCAUUGAUUUCCCUUUUGAAUGAGAAUAGUCAUGUGCCUCUGCCUCUUUCGAAUGUUUCUUCAAUGUAUACUAUGUAAUAGUGCAAGUAAAAAACUACA
Messenger RNA from Vicia villosa (hairy vetch), 1173 nucleotides. Its product is annotated as ethylene-responsive transcription factor WIN1-like. The record is from RefSeq and is a predicted model, not a curated record. NCBI's taxonomy places the organism in Eukaryota, Viridiplantae, Streptophyta, Magnoliopsida, Fabales, Fabaceae. The coding region runs from base 27 to 701 and encodes 224 amino acids. The transcript is spliced from 2 exons. Gene Ontology annotation, biological process: regulation of DNA-templated transcription. Gene Ontology annotation, molecular function: DNA binding; DNA-binding transcription factor activity.